Vairimorpha ceranae is the source of this 429-nucleotide messenger RNA. RefSeq names its product ubiquitin conjugating enzyme e2. The transcript has a single exon. Gene Ontology annotation, molecular function: NEDD8 transferase activity. Gene Ontology annotation, cellular component: nucleus. The coding region runs from base 1 to 429 and encodes 142 amino acids. Gene Ontology annotation, biological process: protein neddylation. The record is from RefSeq and is a predicted model, not a curated record. Lineage: Eukaryota; Fungi; Microsporidia; Nosematidae.
AUGGUCUUGUCAUUUUGUGAGUUUAGGAUAAAAAAUGAAUUGACAUCAUUAGUGUUAUUAGAAAACACUUCAUACACUAUCUCAUAUUCACCACCUAUUAUAAACUACGUUAUGUAUAUAAAAUCAGGCUUAUACAAAAAUAGAUCUUUAUCUUUUACUAUCUCUUUUCCACAGGAAUAUCCUUUUGCAUCUCCUAAAAUAAAAUGCAAUACAAAAAUAUUUCAUCCCUCCAUAGAUGAAGAAGGUAACACAUGUCUUGAGAUUUUGAGACUUAACUGGAAGUGUACUUAUGGUAUACAAAAUAUAUUUAUAAAUUUAUACACAAUUUUUAUAAAUCUGGACUGUGAUACACCGUUAAAUACUGAGGCAGGAGAUUUAAUGAUAAGAAACUGGGAUGAAUUUGUAAGUAAAGUAAAUACAUACAAAUAA